GAUUGUUCAAAUCGAAGUUUCUAACGGGAGUGUAUCAAUCGGUCUUGAUUGCGUUCCCAACGAUAGUUCGAAACUCGUCUGAGUGAGACGAAUACGAAGAGGAGCUACCUUUGUACGUAGAGUCGGCCGACACCUCAGCACACACACACACACAUACAAACACACACAGAGAGAGAGAGAGAGAGACACACACACACACACUGUACGUCUCACGUGUUUGUUUCUAUUGGUGGAGGAGUUAGCCACUGGCCGUUGGUGUAGUACACAGAGCAUUCAGUAGUAUAUAAGGGCGACUGUUUCGUACGGGCACGCAUAACCGAGAGGGACACGCGUUGCACGCGACUCUGGGGCAACCUCUUCCUCCACUUCUUCCUCUUCUUCCUCUCCGUUCUUUCGCCACACUGCGAUUGCCGGCGAAAACGAUCGACUAGCCGCUUUCAGUUCGUCCAAGUGGAUCUUAGGGGGGUGGCUUGACCCCCUCUCUCUCUCUCUUCCUCUUUAUCUCUGUCUACUUGACUCUCCCCUCUCUCUCUCUCUCUCUCUCUCUCGAAAAUACAUCACCCUUUUUUUUCGCAUUUUUUUUUUUUUUUUUAAACACACUCGGACGUUCGCGGCUGAGAAAAUGACUCGAAGUAUCAGUUGACCAAGUGAACAGCAAAGAGAAAUCGAGGAGAGGACUCUCCUCGCGCGAAAUUCGAAAUUUUUGUAAAUUUAAAGUGAAUGACUCGAGACAGUUCGAAGAGAAGGAAAAGAAUCAUCGAUGCGAGCUGCGAGUUUUCGAUGAGAUAAGCUGGUUAAAUUUCUCACGACGGCGGCGUGCGAAAACAUGCAAGAAGCAAGGAGAUACUGAAGGGAACAAUUGUCCAGAAUCGUUCAGAAAUGUCUUUGCUGGCGAUCGUUAUGGGAGGAUCGUGGGUCACGUUCGUCUUGUCGAUGUGCUUGACAACGAUCGUUAUAAUAUUGUUGGUGCGACGUGGGAAAUUUUUGUACGCCCUGAGGAGAGUGCCGUACCCGCCUGCAUUUCCCAUCAUUGGGAACGCACAUCAACUAUGCUGCAGUCCGGAAGAAGCCUUCAAGAAGAUGAUCACAUGGGGGAGAGAGUUAGGUGAUAUAUAUCUGAUUUGGGUAGGCAUGAGGCCCUUCAUCUUUCUCUACAAAGCAGAAGCGAUACAACCGUUGCUAAGUAGCAGCGUUCACAUCGACAAAAGUUUGGAGUACGAGUACUUACGACCUUGGCUUGGUUCCGGUCUGGUUACCAGCACCGGAGAGAAAUGGCACUUCCGACGGAAAUUGCUAACGCCAACCUUUCACAGCGGCCUUCUGGAGAUAUAUUUGAAGACGACGAUCAGAGAAGCUCAAAUAUUAGUUUCGUGCUUAAGCAAGGAAGUCGGUAAACCAGAAUUCGACAUUGUUCCUUACGCUAAACGGGCGACGCUGGAUAUAAUAUGCGACAGUUCUAUGGGAUGCAACAUCAAUGCACAGAAAAAUUUUGAAAACGAAUACGUGUCGGCUGUGAACACAUUGGCUUCCAUCUCUCAAAGAAGAUUUCUAGAUGUGUGGAUGUCAUUUGAUCUAAUCUUCAAGUUAACAACCUGGGGCAAAAGACACGAUCACGCACUUGGUGUUACACAUGAAUUCAUUAACAAAAUAAUCGCAGAAAGAAAAGCCGAAUGGAAAGCCAAAAAGAGUGGAAAUUUCUAUGAACGACCUCAAAAACGUCAAGCUUUGUUGGAUUUAUUGUUGGAAUUGUCGAAAGAUGGGAAGGUACUUACCGAUGACGAUAUUCGUGACGAGGUGAAUACAUUCAUGUUCGCUGGACACGAUACCACCGCCACCAGCGUGUCCUGGAUCUUGUAUGCAUUGGGAAGGCAUCCUCAGUACCAGGAAAAAAUCUUGGAAGAGUAUUAUGAGGUAGUAGGAAUGAAAGAAUUAACUUUAGAUAUAUUAAGCAAAUUAACUUGGUUAGACGCAUGCAUAAAAGAAUCUUGGAGACUUUAUCCGGUAACACCGCUCAUCGCCAGACAGAUUUAUCAUCCUAUUACAAUUUUGGGCCAUAAAAUUCCAAUAGGAUCCACGGUUCUAGUAAAUUCGUUCCUUCUUCAUCGUGAUGCUCGAUACUUUUCAGAGCCAGACAGUUAUCGACCAGAACGGUUUCUUCCUGAUGGACCACGAUAUCCUUCCUAUGCUUUUAUUCCCUUCAGUGCUGGUUCACGUAAUUGCAUAGGAUGGAAAUAUGCCACGAUGAUAGUGAAAGUUCUUAUUUUGCAUGUAGUGAAGAACUUCCAAGUUGAAUCUUUAGAUACCGAGGAUCAACUUCGUUUCAUCAGUGAACUGGUAUUGCACAAUGCUGACGGACUGCGAUUAAAAAUCUCACCACGUAAACAAGGAAUUCUUGUUUAAUUUUAUAACAUCAGUAUAGUCGACAACAAUAAGAGAAUAUAUAUUUGGAACUAAGGAAAAGGCUGAUUUUCUCUUUUUUUUUUUUUUUUUAAGUCAGAGAGAUCAUAGCUUACGGUAAUACUGACAAUAUGUCAUUGCGAUAAUCGUAUUUAUUUGAGAACAAACAAGUUAAAAUUGGAUUAAUAGAAUUUAUCAAUAAGAAGUAGCACUUGUCUGUUAACUGUGUCGUUUGUACGUAACACGUUACUUAUUGACUAUACAUUGUACAAAUUGUAUUUUAUUGGCGCGAAGAAGGAUGAUUACAGCUUUUGUAUUUCUUUUAGACAAUUAUAUUACGUCUUUCAAAUAUUUACUACAUUAAGUUAAGUUAAAUUAAAUUAUUAUAACAUUCAGUACUUUAAUAUCCAUUUGCGUUAUCAACAUAACUUUCGUUAUUAAUAAGUAGGUUUUUUAACUACAAUUAUAAUAAUUUUGAAGUUUUAUAUCAUUGAUAAAAGCUUGAAUGAAAUGUGAUGAAUCGUAUAUAAAUAGCGAAGAAAUAAUUGUUGGUUAUCUGAAAAAGUGAUAUUGAAUUUCUUAUAUAUUAUAUUUUUUUAUUAGUUACAAUACUUCCUUACAGUACUUACCUUAUUAAGUACUUUGCACUUAUUGUGUAAAGGAAUAAAAGUAUAAUUGUAAUAUUGUGAUAUUUUCUAAUAUCGUUAGUUCAUAAGAUGAAAAUAUAAAUAUAGUAAGAUAUUAUAUAAGCAAUAAUUCUUAAUCUUUCAUCCAUUUGCACUUAACAAAUAAAACAUCAUAUUUGAUAAAAAAAAA
Molecule: messenger RNA, 3213 nt
Organism: Frieseomelitta varia
Lineage: Eukaryota; Metazoa; Arthropoda; Insecta; Hymenoptera; Apidae
Product: cytochrome P450 4c3-like
Exons: 9
Coding region: 880-2400 (506 amino acids)
Molecular function (GO): iron ion binding; monooxygenase activity; oxidoreductase activity, acting on paired donors, with incorporation or reduction of molecular oxygen
Source: RefSeq, a predicted model, not a curated record